CUGGAGAAGGAGAGAGAGGCGAGAGAGCGUAACCCCGCGGCACCCGUGUGUGUCGCACUAAAAUGUGACUCUGGCCAGCAGCACCGAGAGCCGUGUGUGUCGAGAGCGAGAGAGAGAGAGCGAGAGCGAGAGAGAGAGAGAGAGCGAGAGAGCGCGCGCGCGAGAGCGAGAGGGAGAGAGAACGAGAGGGAGAACGAGAGGGAGAGAGAGAGAGAGAGUCGUGCGUGCCGGAAUUUUCGUUAGUUUCGAACACGGCUACGAGCUGGUCCGGGCGCGUAGAACGACGGUGAACCGAAAGGCCGAGGAACAAAAGGCGACACAGCCGGCCUGGAGUGUCUGAAGAACCGGAAGAAGAAGAAGAAGAAGAAGAAGAAGAAGAAGAAGAAGAAGAAGAAGAAGAAGAAGAAGAAGGAACAGAAGAAGCGGAAGAAGAGAAAGAGGCGGAGGAGGAAGAGCUUCUAGCUUCACCCUGGCCGGGAGAGCUAGAGGGGCGCGGACCACCGGAUACCCUAACUCUGGUCGAGCCAGCGAGGACCCGGAAGAGAGGGCCCGGAAGAAGUGUUCGGCGAACGCGGCAGGAUUUCGCUGGGCUGGCUGGUUGAUUCGCGACAGCGACAGCGACAGAGACAGAGACGGAUACGGCAGGGACGGAACGCGGACGGCGAUGGCAUGCGAAUCUAAUUGAGACGCUGCUGGAUGACACCUCGGCGGAUAUAGGCUGGCAGGUGCACUGUCACGGCCUGGGAGGACGAGGACGAGCCUGGUCGGCUCGAUGACCGGCCGGGAGUAGUUUAGUAUCGUUACCAACCGUGAACUGUGAUUCAUUGUGGGAGCCGGGAUACGGGGACUCGCGCGACACCACCGGCCGCUAAACAGGAAAAAUGAAGCUGGAUCUAAUGGACCGAGAGAAGGGCCUCGAGCUCUUCGGGAAGUUCACCCGCACGAAGAACGUGGACAGCUUGCAGGGCGAUCAGAGGAAGCCUGGGCCCGAGCCGUUGCAUUCGGCCGAGUCCAAGCAGAAACUACAGAAGUGCCUGACGACUCUGGACCUGACGUCUUUGGGAGUUGGCUCCUGCGUUGGUACAGGGAUGUACGUAGUCGCGGGGAUGGUGGCGCGCAGCGUCGCCGGGCCAGGCGUCGUCAUCUCGUUCAUAAUCGCGGCAGUUGCUUCAAUUUUUUCGGGAGCAUGUUACGCCGAGUUCGGCGUCCGAGUGCCCCACACCUCGGGCAGCGCGUACAUGUACAGUUACGUGACGGUAGGCGAGUUAAUAGCAUUCAUUAUUGGAUGGAACAUGGUGCUGGAGUACCUUAUAGGUACGAGCGCGUGUGCCUGCGCCCUGAGCGCCUGCCUGGACGCCCUGUCGGAAGGCGCCGUUUCCAACGCGAUAGGGAACAGCGUGGGAACCAUAUUCGGUCGGCCGCCCGAUUUCCUCGCGUUCGUCAUCACCAUACUGAUGAUGUUGCUGAUGGCCGCGGGCGUCAAGAAGUCCCUGGUGUUCAAUAACGUGUUAAACGCCAUCAAUCUCGCCGUCUGGGUGUUCGUGAUGACGGCGGGCAUGUUCUACGUGAACGGCGACUACUGGGCCGAGGAGAAGGACUUCCUCCCGUACGGCUGGAGCGGUGUGUUCACGGGCGCGGCGACCUGCUUCUACGCGUUCAUCGGGUUCGACAUCAUAGCGACCACCGGCGAAGAGGCGACCAACCCGAAGAGGAGCAUCCCUCUCGCGAUCAUCUCGUCGUUGAUCAUAAUUCUGGUCGCCUACGUCACCAGCAGCAUGGUGCUGACAUUGAUCGUCCCGUACCACGAGGUGGACCAGGAGUCGGCCUUGGUGGAGAUGUUCGGCCAGGUGGGCGCCUACAAGUGCAAGUACAUCGUCGCCGUUGGCGCACUGGCCGGCCUCUCGGUCUCCAUGUUCGGAAGCAUGUUCCCCAUGCCGAGGAUAGUCUACGCUAUGGCCCAGGACGGCCUCAUAUUCAGGAGCCUGAGCCAGGUCUGGCCAGCCACGGGCACCCCGGCCCUAGCGACACUGACUUCCGGUAUGGCAGCGGCGGUAGCGGCCCUCGUGAUCCGGUUGGAGGUGCUGGUGGAGAUGAUGUCCAUCGGUACCCUGUUGGCCUACACCCUGGUGUCCACCUGCGUGCUGAUCCUGCGCUACCAGCCCCACUCGACCAAUCUGAUGGAGCUGUUGCCUCAGAGCCUGAGGACACCUUGUCGAUCGCCGACCAAGGAGACUCAGGGUAACGGACAGGUGUCUUACGGGAAGGAGCUGCGGCCGGACCAGCUGUCCACGGCCUUGAACACCGCGCAGACCACGCAGCCGGAGCUGACCGCGUCGAACAACGGGCAACGCAUCAUGGUUCGACGAGUGCGGAGGUGCAACAGCUCGUCGCCCGACUCGGACGACACGUACGGUGCCGAGGAGGACGAAGUGGGCCUGGGCAAGGACGAUCAGUACCUGGUGAGCGACAGGACCGAGAACAAAUUCUACGGCAGCGUCCACGCUGCGGCCGCCGCCUCGACUUGCGGCAGCGCGCACCAGUACCCCGGGAACACGCCGAUCAUAGGUCCGCCGUUGAAUUAUCUUCAGCGUCGUCUGCAGGCUGCGCAGUACCUGUGUCCAGCCAUAUUCCCGUGGGUGGACCGAGGCCCGGCCACGGAGGCGUCCGGCCGCUACGUGAUGAAGCUGGUAGGGAUCCUCUAUCUGCUGAUAGUGAUCUUCGAUCUGAUCAUCGUUUGCGGCAUGGGGAAUAUGGGAACGUUCACCACGAUAAUCAUGUUCCUCUUCCUGUUCGCCAUCAUCGGGGUGUUGCUGGCGAUCAGCAGAAAGCCGCAAAACAGGAACAGCAUGAUGUUCAUGACCCCGGGGCUGCCGUUCGUCCCUGCGGUCGCCGUCACCGUGAACAUUUACCUCAUCUUCAAGCUGAGCAUCCUGACGCUGGUCAGAUUCACAGUGUGGAUGAUACUCGGGUUCAUCAUGUACUUCUACUACGGCAUCAAGCACAGCAGCCUGGAGGAGGCGAGCAGGUCGGAGAACCUGGAGGACAACGGUACCGGGGGCAACAUCGAGCUGACGGUGACGGAGCCGCACCGACAACAGCAGCAGCAACAGCAACAGCAACAGCAGCAGACGCAGCAUCAUCCGUCGCCGUACUCGGGGUCCGACCGCAGCAUCUACGAGGGCCAGCAAUUGGACGCGUUCGGUCAGCCUGUGUUCGGCAGCACGAACUUCGGCGGGACACCGAGCCAGAGGCAAGAGACGACGACGGCCGGCGGCCAAUCGUUGUUCAUCAACCAGGAGAGCUUCCCGACAUGGGACGACUGAGCGCCGCACCGAUUCCGAACGAACGUAUCCGCAUAGAUAGGAUGCGCCGUGCGGCGCGCAUCCAUCUAUGCAGGAUAUAUUCCAGCGAGUUUGAGUCGCACACGAGCGCCUGACCGGCACCGAAUCGACGAAAAGAGAAUAAACACGACCCUGUGGGAGCUCGCGGUGGUUCCCCCGGAUCAUCGGCGAGAGCUGGUUCCUCGAAUGUUCCUCCUACGUUCGUUCUUCAGCUUCGACCCUUCGGUUUCCCUGAAGAAGGCGCGUCUCUUCGGCAACAGCGACGACAGCCGCGACAACCACGAGACGGCCACGAUUACGACGACGACACCGACGACACAACACCAGCUGCUAUGUACAUAUCGUUUUUGGGCGGACGCCCCUUCGACCGGUUCCCAUUUCUCUCUCCGUAGCUUACGAUUAGUCGUUCCUUCAGCUAGAGUCCAGGUAGAUUGUUCUUCGGUGAACCGCAAAGGGAAUGGUCGAAGCGAGCAGGCGCCGCGCGGUCUUGGUCCAUGGGACACGACGCUCCAUGGCGAUGCGAUCUGGCACGGCCGAUGGGAUCUCUGCUUCCCGCUGUUGCCGAAUCGAGCUCCCUGGGUCUGGUUAUCGUUGUCCAGCAACACCGGGGACGACUCUACGAUUAUCGAGGACGACCAACGAUCCUCCGGCCGAAAGCAGACGAACGCGUUCUCCAUCGGCUAGCCAGUCUCACUCUUCUGACAUAUCUGUCCAUAUCCACAAAGAGCGACUGCGGAAGGGUCGGACGGUCGACGGUGGGACUCCGCUUCUCGAAAUUCUGAGCUUCCUUUCUAAGAGAUUAGUUGUCACUUCUCCGCAAAGAAGAACGUCAAUUGCCUACGCUGCCCGAUCGUCCCCUUCCGCAGCACCUGAAACGAGCCAUAUCAUCAUUCGCGAGAUUAGGGAAGCGAACCUAGAGAAAUAGAUGGAGAGAGAGAGAGAGAGAGAGAGAGAGAGAGAGAGAGAGCGAGAGAGAGAGAGAGGAUCAGCGAGCCUCCAAGGGGUGAAUAUUGUUGACUACUGUUUUUUCGGGACGAAUGUAGCAAAUAAUUUUCCGCGGCAAUAUUUAUUAUCCUAGUUGUAUAAAUGAUGAAGGAGAAGAUAACCAGGGAGCGUAGGGAGUGGAGAGGACGGGGGGAGCGACGAGACCAUUAUCAUUCCUAGCGUAAGGCGAAACUUGUGUUUUCCAAGAGAGCAUUUUAAACUGCUACGCGCAGAUCAUUUUAAACGUACCGCUAGAGUUUGCGUGGGUGCGUGCGUGUGUCGGUGCGUGAACGAGAGCAUGAUCGGAGAACAAAAAAAGAACACAGAAAAUCAAUUCGUUCCUGAAUCGAAGGAUGAAAGGGGAAGAGAGAGAGAGAGAGA
Messenger RNA from Megalopta genalis, 4706 nucleotides. RefSeq names its product solute carrier family 7 member 14. Gene Ontology annotation, molecular function: amino acid transmembrane transporter activity. Gene Ontology annotation, cellular component: plasma membrane. The record is from RefSeq and is a predicted model, not a curated record. Gene Ontology annotation, biological process: transmembrane transport; amino acid transport. NCBI's taxonomy places the organism in Eukaryota, Metazoa, Arthropoda, Insecta, Hymenoptera, Halictidae.